Trematomus bernacchii (emerald rockcod) is the source of this 4021-nucleotide messenger RNA. RefSeq names its product family with sequence similarity 189 member A2 (gene entrep1). The coding region runs from base 309 to 2675 and encodes 788 amino acids. The record is from RefSeq and is a predicted model, not a curated record. Gene Ontology annotation, cellular component: membrane. The transcript has 11 exons. NCBI's taxonomy places the organism in Eukaryota, Metazoa, Chordata, Actinopteri, Perciformes, Nototheniidae.
AAGUGUCGUUUUUAUUUCGAGGUGGUAUAAUCUGAAGGUUUAAAGAAGACACCCUGCCUGUUUACAUGUUACACAUGGCUGCUAUGCCCCUCCCCCGUCCUCACUUUUCUCAACCCGCUGCCAAAAUAUGUGAAAGUCAAUCCAAGCUGCGGCUCCAUGCGCAUGUUAUUUAAAACUGGACACCAUCAUGGCAGGCGCGGCGGGCAGCUCCACUGAGCUCAGCGAGUAUCCACCCUUUAGCCCGAGAAACAUCGCUUCUGUGGAGGACUAGAGCUCCGAGACCUUCUGCGAUUCACUCGAGGCUUCUCAUGUCGCUCCCGGUGGUGUUGCCGGGGUCUUGCUGUCCGGUUAUCGGGGCUUCGCAGCUCUCUGAGCCGCCUUACCGAAACCGACCCCGUGGCUUGUCCGCCUCUUCCCGGACUGCCGAUGGGGGCUCUCGGCUGCUGCUGCCCGGGCGGCCGCUGCUCUCGCUGGGCUUGCUGCAGCUGCUGCUCGGCGGCUCCAUGGUGGCGCUGUGCUUCGGAGCUCUGUCCCUCAGCAACUCACCCCCCAUCCGGAACUCAUGUCCCUUCUGGGCAGGCUCCUCGGUCAUUCUGUCCGGCAUCGUAGGCCUCACAACAUGGAGAAGACCCAUGCUGCUGCUGGUCAAUGUGUUUGUCCUGCUGUCUGUGGUGUGUGUGCUCCUUAACCUGGCUGGAUUCAUCCUGUGCUGCCAGGGAGCCCAGCUGGUGUCCAGUAUGACCAGCUGCCAACUGAGUGAGGCCGGAGAUGUGUGUUACUGCUGCUCCCUCUCCCCCAGCUCCAAUUGUCCUGAGGAGAAGCUUCUGGAGCUCCACCCGGCCCACUCCUGCAGCACCAUGAGGAUCCUGCUCAAGAAAGUCUUGUUUGCACUGUGUGCUCUGAACGCUCUGACCACCGCUGUGUGCCUGAUGGCCUCUGCGCUGAGAUACCUGCAGAUCUUCACGGCGAGGACACCCUGCAUGGACGAGCAAAGGGCCACAGCUGAAGAGAGGGAGGAGCCUGCUCAGGUCCCUGACCCAGAUGAGUUUGUGGCCCCAGCCCCUCCCCCCUCCUACUUCUCCACUUUCUACUCGUACACACCACGCUUAGCCCGCAGGAUCCUCGGGGACAGUGUGAUCCCUCUCCCUCACAUCUACGGUGCUCGAAUCAAAGGGGUGGAGGUCUUCUGUCCGUUGGACCCCCCACCUCCAUAUGAGGUUGUUGCUGGAAGCUCUGCCAAUGCAGUCAGACAGGAGACAGAGAUUGCACUGACAGAGCUGACUAUAUACGCGACGGCCUCUCCCUCAGAAGCCAGUGAUCCAGUCUCAGACAGAAGUCCCAGAGUGGUAUCAGCAUCACCAGGCGUCCCUCUGCGUGCCAAGCCUCCGCUCCAGCCUCAGCUCCAGCCUCAGCUCCAGCCUCAGCUCCAGCCUCAGCUCCAGCCUCAGCUCCAGCCUCAGCUCCAGCCUCAGCUCCAGCUCCAGCCUCAGCUCCAGUGUCAGCUCCAGUUCCAGCCUCAGCUCCAGCCUCAGCGCCAGCCUCAGCUCCAGCCUCAGCUCCAGCUCCAGCCUCAGCUCCAGCUCCAGCCUCAGCUCCAGCUCCAGCCUCAGCUCCAGCUCCAGCCUCAGCUCCAGCCUCAGCUCCAGUCUCAGCUCCAGCCUCAGCUCCAGCCUCAGCUCCAGCCUCAGCUCCAGCCUCAGCUCCAGCCUCAGCUCCAGCCUCAGCUCCAGCCUCAGCUCCAGCUCCAGCCUCAGCUCCAGCCUCAGCUCCAGUCUCAGCUCCAGCCUCAGCUCCAGCCUCAGCUCCAGUCUCAGCUCCAGUCUCAGCUCCAGUCUCAGCUCCAGCCUCAGCUCCAGCCUCAGCUCCAGCCUCAGCUCCAGCCUCAGAUCCAGCUCCAGCCUCAGCUCCAGCUCCACCCUCCUCUUCCUCAGCAGCAGCCUCCCUCCCCAGCAUUGAGCCACCGGAGGAAAGAAAGGAUGCGCCGCUCCAACAGUGACCCGGUGUUGAUAGACAUUGCUGCUAAAGUGCUGAGCAGCAGCGACGCCCCCCCCGCUGCGUUUCCUGACACCACAGACUCCUCCACACAGACCUCCCAGCCCAAGCUGGCUGUCAGCACCCAGGGCCAGGUCACACUGCGGCGGGGCCACACCUACAGCAGGGCGCCCCGGAGACCACGGCCCUCCUCCAUGGUGGACUACCAGAGCUACCGACACACACAGCAGUUGGUCAGGAGGAUCCUGGAGCAGCCGGCCGCCCAGGGCCUGACCCCCGAGGUGCAGGAGCUGGUGGACAGCAUCCGGACCGUCCUGGAGUCCGACCAGGAGCACAUGGAGGAGGCGGUACGCUGCGCCAGCUACAUAGAACAGGUGUUCACAGACUCAGAGAUGGGUCCCGGGCAGCCCAAACCUUCCCAGCAGGCAGCAGGCAGCCACUCUCAGACGUUCCCUCGCCCCCCCAGGAGAAGGGCCGGUCUGCUGCACCUGCAGAGCUGCGGCGACCUCAGCUCCUUCACCUGUGAGGCGAUCGAGUCUGCAGAACAUCGAGGAAGCAGAAGAGUGGGGUCCAAGGCAGGGUCCAGGGCAGGGUCCAGGGCAGGGUCCAGGGCAGGGUCCCGCCUGGAGCACCCUGAGCGCCCCCACAGUCUGAUCGGAGUCUGCAGAGAGACGGUUCUCUAAAGGGGAACACCAAAUGUAUUCAAAUAUGUGGCAACACAGCUAGAUGCUGCUUAAUCUGUUGCUAAACUUUGAGAGAAAACUGUUGUAGUAUAACCACUGAGGAGGAUCUGCAGGGGUGUCUGCAAGUGUGUGUGUGUGUGUGUGUGUGUGUGUGUGUGUGUGUGUGUGUGUGUGUGUGUGUGUGUGUGUGUGUGUGUGUGUGAGAGCGCGUGUGAGCAUUUUAAUCUUUUUUUUAAGUAGCUUUGCUGUACUGUACUUUAGCAUUCAAUGGUGUGUAUGCUUUAAGGUUUUAUCAUUGUUAUCAUUUUGCAUUUGUUCCUCUCAACUCAUACAGCUAUGUUGUUCACCAUACAGUAUAUUAUGUUGUUUUCUAAUGGUCAGAUGCAAUGGGCUAAAUAUUUCAGAUAUUCUACUGAUAUUUACUAAUAUUUCAGAAUUCAAACAAAAACAUGUACGUUUUGAAUUUUUUUACAUAUAUUAGAAAAUAGAACAAAGUGGUGAUAACAGCUCAAAGAUCUUGCUAAUAAUAAUAAUAAUUAUAAAACUAUUUUAAUACUUAUUUAUAUACAGUACUAUAAUUAUAAAAGGCUAUAGACCAGGGACCCUCUGGCUAUAGACCAAGGGACCCUCUGUCCCAGUUAACUUCACUGUGGCAGUUCCAGUGCAAUUCAUUGACUACGUUCCAAAACGUUAAAAACAUUGAAGUGUGGGAACGCAUGUGAAGCUUACGAUGACAAAGAUAAGCGUGUUUACAAUGACUGUUUCUGUCCCUGUUAUUUAUUGGCAAGCAAAGUUAGAACAUUGCAGAUUGGAAAUACAAAUGUUGGUUGAUUAAUUUAGCUCUCAUACUAUUUCUCACAUUCUCCAUGUCACUGGAUUGCACUGCUGUGUUCAUCUUUGAAGCAGAUUCUUGAGUGGGAGGGGUUUCCCCAUCUUCACUCGUGGUUCAAACUGUGGGGAGAGGAGUUCUGAGGACAUUGCCCACCUUUUCUGAAUGGUAAAUGUGAAGUUUCUGGCACACCACAAGGGCAAGCUGUCAAGCUAGGUCAGUGCACAGCGGGAUUAUGAUGGAGGUCAGGCCACGUUCAGUAUGCUCCUUCAGUUUGAGCUGACCGAGGAACGGCACUUCAGCCAAUAAAUUAAACUUGCUUUGUCAGUACCCUCAGUACAGUACACCUUCUAUAAGCAUACAGAGGGCCAGGGUGUUGUGUUAUUCCUGUAUGUGCCUUUUACUGACUGGACAUUUCAGCUGUUGUCAUGCAUUUUAUGAACAUGUGCACAUAGAGAUCAUUGUAUAUUAAACUUUAUUAACACUGUCCUGAUUCUAUAAAGUCCCUAAGAGAUCA